Molecule: messenger RNA, 860 nt
Organism: Porites lobata
Lineage: Eukaryota; Metazoa; Cnidaria; Anthozoa; Scleractinia; Poritidae
Source: the annotation of a GenBank genome assembly
UCCGCUUUGUUAAGACAACACUCAUGCCAAAAUCAAGUUCGAGCGCGUGCUAAAAAAAUAAGAUGGAUUGAGAGAAAGCUGUCAAUUGACCAUGAAUAUUCAAAAAGAGUAAGAGUUGAAUAAGAUUGUCACCUCCAUAAGUCAAAUAAGUCAAUGUUAUGCAUUUUUUAGGUAUACAUUAGCCGGGAUACUACAGCAUUGAUUAGAGUGUUUUUGCAAGUUAACUGUCGAUUUCAGGUAUACUCUACCCAGGAUACUACAGGAAUGAUUAGAGCAUUUUUGCAAGUUAACUGUAGAUUUCAGGUAUACGCUACCCAGGAUACUACAGGAAUGAUUAGAGCAUUUUUACGAGUUAACUGUAGAUUUCAGGUAUACGCUACCCAGGAUACUACAGGAAUAAUUAGAGCCUUUUGCGAGUUAACUGUAGAUUUCAGGUAUACGCUACCCAGGAUACUACAGGAAUGAUUAGAGCAUUUUUACAAGUUAACUGUAGAUUUCAGGUAUACGCUACCCAGGGUACUACAGGAAUGAUUAGAGCAUUUUUACGAGUUAACUGUAGAUUUCAGGUAUACGCUACCCAGGAUACUACAGGAAUGAUUAGAGCAUUUUUACGAGUUAACUGUAGAUUUCAGGUAUACACUACCCAGGAUACUACAGGAAUGAUUAGAGCAUUUUUGCAAGUUAACUGUAGAUUUCAGGUAUACGCUACCCAGGAUACUACAGCAUUGAUUAGAGCAUUUUUACGAGUUAACUGUAGAUUUCAGGUAUACACUACCCAGGAUACUACAGGAAUGAUUAGAGCAUUUUUGCAAGUUAACUGUAGAUUUCAGGUAUACACUACCCAGGAUACUACAGGUUAA